Messenger RNA from Hibiscus syriacus, 3232 nucleotides. RefSeq names its product protein SHORTAGE IN CHIASMATA 1-like. Gene Ontology annotation, biological process: reciprocal meiotic recombination; resolution of meiotic recombination intermediates. The transcript has 5 exons. Lineage: Eukaryota; Viridiplantae; Streptophyta; Magnoliopsida; Malvales; Malvaceae. The record is from RefSeq and is a predicted model, not a curated record.
AUGGGUAUGCUGGCAUUUGUUACGUUGUGUGCAAUUAAGCAAAUGGCUUGGUACACGUGUUUCUAUGGUAUCAAUGCAGCUCACUUAUAUGCGGACAAGCUAUGUCGAAGCCUUGGAUGCAUUAAGUCAAUAUUAAAUUACCUUCAUUCUUUGAUUGAGGAUGCUCAUGGCAAAGUUGAGAAGGAAAUAAUCAUAUCACACCCCUCACUCUGUGUUAUACAGGGAAUUUUACAGUCAAAAACCAGCUCAGGUAAUUCAAAGGUGUUGAUCUUGGCAGAGCAAGUUUUCUGGUGGUCCUUGAAGAGUUUGUUGAUGUCAAUGGUAUUAUCCUGGAAUGAGUUAUCAAGUUUCUGCACAAAUACAGAUCCAUCAGAUUCCUAUAAGAUGGAUUCUCAGCGGAUUUCAGAUUGGUGGUUGGUGUCUCAGGAGAAUGUUUCUGCAUCGUUUCCAUUCAACAAGUUAAACCUUAUUGUGGAAUAUGGAGGCUUUUGUGGCUCAUCUAGAGUAUCUUCUUUUACCCCCAACUUAGUUGGCUUGACUCAUCUUCACUUUCUGAAGAUUGAACUGGAUGCCUCUAGUUCUUCCAAAGCACUUUGUGAAGGGGUUGAUCUUCCCCAGACUAAAAAGAAGUUGAUGGAAGGGGAGUUUUAUUCAAUCUUGGGUCCCAAUGAUAAUGUGAAUUAUGAGAAAUUGGAGGACCUACUGAACUUUAUACCAAUUGAAGACAAGCAUAAUAAGGGGUCUGUCAACAGUGGGGAUAAAGAAGUACACUGUAUGCCUCAGCCAGUUGCAGUUGACACUAAUCUAACUUUGCAGAGAAUGGCGGACAUAGUAAUUAUUGUGAACAUGCAAAACUUUGAUAAGGAAAUGAUUGUAUCCAGAAGAAGUACAUAUAACAAAAUUCUUGCAAUGGAGAAAGGAGGAGCUCAAGUAGUUGAACGUGAUUCAAAUCUUCCUGUGGAUGUCAUAAUUAGCUCUGCAAUUUGCUUAGUAUGGUAUGAUUGCAGAAACAUCGAAAGAAAAGCUGCCACUUUGGAUGAAGCAUCCUCGUGCUUACAAUUGUGCAUUGAGAAUAUUGCAACUAAUUUUUUAACAUUGCUGAGUUUUGCUUUCAGUGGCUGUUUCCUGGUCUUCGUGGGAGACAAUGGCUUCCUUUCCACUGUAAUGGACUCCUCAGCUGAACUCUAUGCAGCAGCAGCAAGUUUGGGGAUCGACUUCCAGCUAUUUUGUUCUUAUUCAUCUGAAACAACUGAUGAAAUAAUACUGAACUGCAUUGACUAUGCUGCUAAGAUGAACAGGGGCCUGUAUCCAAAGAUGCCUGAUUCAGAAACUCUUGCGGAAUCAUUCCUUACUAGAUUUCCGUCAGUUAAUCCUUUGACGGCACACGCAAUACUCUCUUCAGGAGGAAUGCUCAUUGAGUUCCUUGAGUGGUCACAUGAACGCAGGAUUCAUGCGGUUCAAAGGUACGGUGUAUCAGAUGACAGUAUUGCUCUUUUCAGUGCUUUGUGCAGGUACGGUGAGCGGGAGGACCCAAAAUCUAUAAUGACAGAGUGCUCUUCUUCUGUAUCUUCUGGUCCUGACUUGGACAAUUGUCAUUAUAAUGUUGGUUCUAAAGGAAAACAAGGCAAACACAUAAAUAGCCCUGAUAAAAUCAGCACAAUUAUGGAUGAAACCCUGCAUUUCGAGCCUUUGAACCAAUGCAAAGAUGAUUUCCUGCAUCCUUCUGGACUGUCUAAGUCAUGUGACUCUUGGAUGUCUACAGGUUCUGAGAUGUCCAAGGAGUACAAAAGGCCCAGUUCAUCUUUAAAUGAUAUAUUUGAUCAAAUGCAGGAAUAUAAUUUCCCCCCUCAAGUUCUUGCGCAAUAUGAUUCUCACAUCUAUGAAGGUCUUAAGAUGUUAAAAGAGGUAAAGAGGCCCAAACUCAGUGAACCCUCGAAAGAUAAUACAUGGGGUUACAACCUGGGAGAAAAUAUGGCUAUGCUGAAUAGUUUGGACUGGCAAAACAUCAAUGACUUUGAAAAUCGGCAUGAAGACCUUCUAGGUGAAGUUACUGACAUUGUUGACAGUCCAAUGUCUGGUGAGGGUUUCUCUUGCUUUGGUAACUCUAUUCGUUUCUCCUCUUUGGUGUCAGAGAUAGAGAAGGAUUCUACUAGAAAGUCCAAAUUUGCUAGAAGACUGUCAUUUUCCAAAGGCACUCAUACUGUUUUCCCAUAUGUUUCGGAGAUCAACGCUGGUUCAGAUAUGUUGAGUUCUGUAACGUGUCCUAGACAAAGUUUCGUAGGAACUAAUGGUAAUCUAGAAAAAGGUUCCAGCAACCAAGAAAAACCCGUAUGGGAUGUUUUAGCUCGAUCUGCUGCUUGCAAAGACUCAUUACUAAAAAAUGAUGCAUCAAAUCAUAGUGCAACAUCACUCUCAAAGGCCAUUCUUUCAAACCAUCCACAACAAGGUUCACCUUGGACGAUAGAAUUUCUUAACAGAGUCAGAGAGAAGAGCAGAUUCCGUCAGCAGAAUCUUCCUUCUGCUACAUCUGCUUCACCCUUAGGGAGAUCAGGAAAUAUAGCAAAAGCUCCUAAGAGAAGAAGUCCUUCAAUUCUUGAAUUUUUCAAAUACCAAGGAGGUAACACUCCUAGGAAAAUACUAGAACAAAGGAGUCAGAAAAGACGUCCACAAGCAACCAGAUCAUCUAAGAAUGAAAAGAAUUCAUCCUCCCUUGUUCAAACAUCGACACCUAUUGAUAAGUGAGCAAGACAGACUUUAUCUUUUGAAAUGAAUGGAAGUGGAAGUCAAACUAAGUUGGUUUGGAAUGAAGGAGGAGCUCAUGGUUUGAGCAAAAAGCUUCGCUAUUAGUAAUCAUGAUUGAAACAAAAAGGGUAGACCCAUUUCUGGAACUAGCAGGUUAGUUCUCGAUAAUUCUGCCCAGCAGCAGUGUCUUUUCUGUCAGAAAAUAGAUUUAAUACAGAGAUAAACGAUCUUAUCUACAUUUUACUUGUUUUAUGCAGAUCAUCCUUUAAAUAUUCAAUGAACUUGGUGCAGUUGUGACCCAUUUUUCAAGAAUGUAUCCAAAAGGCUCAAUUGUAAGCUCCAAAAAGCACGGUCCGUAUGCCACGAAUAUUUGAUCGGCCAUAAAUUUUGAACUGAGUAGCGCGCAGGCAGUUAGCAUUUAUAAAAACGCUUCAGAGGCUAGUCCAUGAUUGAAUCUCAAAAUGAAUUUAUACUUGGACUAAAACUUUUU